CUUUAACAUGGUGAAUCGAGUUGCUGUCACCGUUGAACAUUACACUCCAGAGGAUCCUCUUAGAGCAGUCGACAUUUACACUCCUCCUGAUGUCCAACCUACAACACCCUUAAUGGUUUUUGUUCAUGGCGGUGCAUGGGUCUCGGAAGAUAAGGCAGAUCAUGCUGAUCUCGGAAUGGCCUGGGCAAAGUUGGGCAUGGUGGUUGCCAUUCCUAAUUACAAACUUAGUCCUCGAAAAUACACAAAAGAAUCGAUUGUUCAUCCCAGCCAUUGCAAUGAUAUUGCCGAGUCGAUCAUAUAUCUGGAGCAAACUGUAGGAAAGGGACGUCAAAUAUACCUUUCAGGUCACUCUGCCGGUGCACAUAUCAUUAUGAUGCUACUCAUCGACCCAUCCUACUCUAUCCUCCCUCUUAUCAAGGGAGCAGUGGGUAUUGAUGGUAUAUAUGACAUUAAGCUCUUGCUCCGUACGUUCCCAUCUUACAUUAGCUUCAUCACGGCUGCAUUUGGCGAUGAUGAUGAAAAAUAUGCAGAAUGCUCCCCUGCUUUAAUCCCAGUUGCUUUUAAUAUUCCCCCUGUUCUUAUUGUUCACAGUUUGGAAGAUACAUUGGUGGAUUAUGCUCAGGCACAAGUCAUGUAUGAUCAUUUGAGGCCCUUCGCCAAAGUCGACAUUGAUAUUUCAAUCAAAGGUGAUCAUGCAAUUAUGCUAAAGACACCUCAAUUAGCAAGCUUGAUAGCUACAUUUAUCAACGCAAAAGAAUAAAACUAUAUAUAUAUUUUAUAAUAUUUUUAUUAUACACACACA
Molecule: messenger RNA, 802 nt
Organism: Phycomyces blakesleeanus NRRL 1555(-)
Lineage: Eukaryota; Fungi; Mucoromycota; Mucoromycetes; Mucorales; Phycomycetaceae
Exons: 2
Coding region: 8-760 (250 amino acids)
Source: RefSeq, a predicted model, not a curated record